AGUUCGAAGCGGGGCGGGUGUGUGAAAGCCAGCGUGGCAAUGGCAGGUAAGGCAAUCAUGUGCAGAGUUGAUAAGAAACCCUGCAGUGCAAUCCCAAAUUCCCAAUAUCCUAUCCAUCAACUCAACAACACCCAGCCUUGAAACCCAAACCAAGCUCUCUUCUCAAACAUCUAAUCUUUUGCAAUGGAGGCUCUUCCUAGCUUUGCACGAGUUGGGUCCGUCUCUGUUGUUGACUUCUCUUUACCAUCCCUCAAGACUCGAGCUUUCCCAAAUUGCAUCAGAAAACAAAGCCUGGGGAUCACACGAGCCUCUGUCGCAGUUGAGACUCAGAAUCCCAAAGUGGCUCUAAUCAAAAUUGGCACCAGAGGAAGCCCACUAGCACUUGCUCAAGCUUAUCAGACAAAAGACAAGCUCGUUGCAUCGCAUCCCCAGCUAGCUGAAGAGGGGGCAAUUGAAAUCGUCAUUAUCAAAACUACUGGUGAUAAAAUACUAAGCCAACCCCUUGCAGACAUAGGCGGGAAGGGACUGUUCACUAAGGAAAUCGAUGAAGCUUUGAUAAAUGGUGAUAUUGACAUUGCGGUACACUCGAUGAAAGAUGUACCUACUUAUUUACCAGACAAGACAAUUUUGCCCUGUAACCUUCCCCGUGAGGAUGUUCGUGAUGCAUUUAUAUGCUUAACCGCAUCCUCACUGGCAGAACUGCCAGCUGGGAGUGUUAUUGGUACUGCAUCGCUUAGAAGAAAGUCGCAGAUACUCCAUAGAUAUCCCUCCCUCAAAGUGGAGGAGAACUUUAGGGGUAAUGUCCAGACUAGAUUGAAAAAGCUUAAUGAGAAGGUAGUCCAGGCUACCUUAUUGGCAUUAGCUGGGCUCAAACGCCUAAAUAUGACAGAGAAUGUAACUUCCAUUCUCUCACUAGAUGAAAUGCUUCCCGCUGUUGCCCAAGGGGCAAUUGGAAUUGCCUGCCGAAGCAAUGAUGAUAAAAUGGCUGAGUACAUAGAUAAACUGAAUCAUGAAGAAACAAGACUAGCAGUUGCAUGUGAGAGGGCAUUUCUUUUGACCCUGGAUGGGUCUUGCCGAACUCCUAUUGCUGGAUAUGCCAGCAAAGAUGCUGAUGGUAACUGCAUAUUUAAAGGCUUGGUAGCUUCCCCUGAUGGAACCCGCGUACUUGAGACGUCUAGGAAAGGCCCAUACGCUUAUGAAGAGAUGAUGGAGAUGGGUAAGGAUGCAGGGCAGGAACUUCUUAAACUGGCAGGUCCUGGUUUCUUUGGUUGUUAAAGCGAAGAGGACUGACAAUUUAUAGUAGGGAAAAGAAAGCAGUGGAAACCUACAGUUUCUCCUCCUCUGCAUCCAAUUUUAGCAGUAGGGUUUCUUUAUCUUUGGAUUAGUAUUUUUUUUAAUUUUUUUUUGUUGCUAGAUGGCUGUUUUUGAACAAGGAUGAUUGUUUCAGUGAUGUUGUAUAUUAAAAUUUAGAAGAGAAGUCAGUCACUCAAUAGGCAUAGGGAAAAUUUUGAUGGUGUAAUCUGACUAUCUGAGUUCAUUAAUGGAGAAAUUUUGCAAUUUC
This is a messenger RNA of Rosa rugosa (rugosa rose), 1561 nucleotides long. Its product is annotated as porphobilinogen deaminase, chloroplastic. Gene Ontology annotation, cellular component: cytoplasm. Gene Ontology annotation, biological process: heme biosynthetic process. Gene Ontology annotation, molecular function: hydroxymethylbilane synthase activity. NCBI's taxonomy places the organism in Eukaryota, Viridiplantae, Streptophyta, Magnoliopsida, Rosales, Rosaceae. Bases 184 to 1275 code for a protein of 363 amino acids. The transcript is spliced from 5 exons. The record is from RefSeq and is a predicted model, not a curated record.